AUGGGCCCCAUCAGGCUGUACUCGGAUCGUGCGGCAAAAUUUGCUCCCAAACCGAAGGAGGCUCCGAUAAGGGCGAGCGAACCGGUCGGCGGAAAGCCAAACAUCUUCGAGGACUACUGUGUGAAUAGUUCGAUACAUGGGUUUAAAUAUUUCGUUGGCUCGAGUCGAACGAUUGCGGAGAAGAUCUGGUGGUUGGUGGUAUGCAUCGUCUCAAUUUACGGGUGCGCGCGUCUCAUCAAUACGGUGUACGACAAAUGGCGCCGCAAUCCGGUCGUGGUAACGUUCGCGGAACAGCCAACGCCGAUCCACGACAUACCCUUUCCGGCGGUCACCCUUUGCCCGAUAACGAAAGUCAAGACGAGCGUGCUGAACUUCACCGCGCUCUACCUGCAAACGGUUCAGCACAAUACGAAGCACAACAUUUCCGAAGAGGACUACGACCGUUUUAUGGCAAUGAAUCAGGUGUGUGAUUUUGCCUUCAGUGAGUUCGCCGACGAUCAGACGUACGAUGACAACAUAGUCAGCGUGCUGCAGGACAUAGCGAUUCCGUUCGAUGAAAUUUUUGUUUCAUGCGCCUGGAAGAAUAAAUACGUCAACUGCAGCCAGCUCUUCAAUCAGGCCCUUACGGAGUCCGGCAUCUGCUAUACAUUCAACUCGCUGUCGGCAGAUGAUCUGCUUCGCAAGGAAGUGUUUCAUAACGAAUUCGAGCACCUGGCUGAGACGCGAUCUUCCGAAAAUUGGUCCAUGCAGGAUGGAUACAAACCGAACCUCGGGUUGGAUACGUACCCCCGACGUACCCUGAGUCCGGGCGUAAUGGCUGGGAUGACUCUAAUCCUCAAGUCGGAACUGGCCGAUAUGGAUUAUCUCUGUGGAGGGUUUCUGAUGCAGCUUCACAGCCCCAACCAGUGUCCUCAGAUUUCGACCCAACACAUACGCAUUCCGAUGCAUCAAGCCGUGCAGGUGCGUAUCGAUCCGUUUCUAAUAAGCACCUCCGAGAAUGUGAUGUCAUACAGUCCCGAAAAGAGGCAGUGCUUCUAUAUGCACGAGCGGUAUCUUCGGUUCUUCAAAAUCUACACCAAACGCAACUGUGAGCUGGAAUGUUUGGCCAACUUUACGCUGCACCGGUGCGGAUGUGUGUUGUUUUCAAUGCCUCGAAGUUCCGGUACAAGAUUGUGUGGUAUUCAAAAGUUGAAGUGUUGCGAUGAGGCCGACGCCAUAUUGCAAGAGCAGGGUCUCAACCUCGUGGACAACUCGUCACGGGAGCUGGUGAGCUCUUGCAAUUGUUUGCCGGCCUGCACCUUCGUGCAGUUCAACGCGGAGAUAUCGCAGGCGGACUUGGAAUGGCGUCGGCUAACGGAGACGAUCAACCUGUUUCCGAACAAACUUAAUAACUCGGAUCUUUCCCUCAUCUACAUCUACUUCAAGGAGGGACAUUUCAAUUCGAUUAAACGAAAUCAAAUAUUUGGCGUGGACGACUUCAUAGCCAACUGCGGUGGAAUACUGGGUUUAUUCAUGGGUGUCAGCCUGCUGAGUAUCGUCGAAAUACUGUACUACUUCACGAUGAAACCGCUGAUUAACCAUUUCUUUCGAGGACGAAGAAAUGCGAAGAAGGUUGUCAAGGUGGAACCGUAUCCGGCAACAACAGGACAGUAUCCUAAUAAUUCUUUGAAUGUAUUCUUACGGGAAAUGACUUAG
Molecule: messenger RNA, 1695 nt
Organism: Anopheles coustani
Lineage: Eukaryota; Metazoa; Arthropoda; Insecta; Diptera; Culicidae
Product: pickpocket protein 28-like
Exons: 5
Coding region: 1-1695 (564 amino acids)
Biological process (GO): sodium ion transmembrane transport
Cellular component (GO): membrane
Molecular function (GO): ligand-gated sodium channel activity
Source: RefSeq, a predicted model, not a curated record